AUGGAGCUGCGGGUCCUGUGCGGCGUCCUCUACUGGCUGCUGCUGCCGCUCUCGCUGCUGGCCGCCUGCCUCUUCCGAUUCAAUGGCCUCUCCCUGGUCUACCUUCUCUACCUCCUGCUCCUGCCGUGGUUUCUGGGCCCCACGGAAGACACCAUCAAAGGUCACACUGGACGCCUCCUCCGAGCUGUCUUAGGAACCAGCAUCCUUUUCCUUCUCGCUCAUUUGGUCUUCCAAAUAUGCCUUUACACUGUGCCCAGCCUGGACCAGCUCCUCGGAAGCAACUGCAGCACAUGGGAAACUCUGGCUCAGCAUAUUGGGGUCACCAGGCUGGACCUAAAGGACAUCCCCAAUUCGGUGCGCUUAGUAGCCCCCGACCUGGGCAUCCUGCUGGCCUCUGCCAUCUGCCUUGGCAUUUGCAGCCGCUUGCGGCCAGCAAGGGAGGUCAUCACCUGGAGCCAGCAGUCUGAAUCUCCCCUCCCCCCAGAACAGGAAGAGGUGGCCAUCGAUGAGGGCCAGUCAGAGUCCCCCGGAGGGACUGACGCUCCGGCCCCAGACUCGCCAAGACGGCGGGCACAGUUGGCUGCUCGGCUCCGGGUAAAGGCUCACGGGCUCUUGAUGGCGGUUGGAAAGAUCUUGGCUGUUGUGUUAAUUGCACUGGCAGGUCCCAUCACCUUGCCCUCGGCCUUCUCCAGUGUCUACUACCUGCUGUUUGUGGGCCUCAUGACCUGGUGGGCCUGCCACUUCUCCAUCAGCCACCUGGCCUUCAACGCUUUGUGCAUCAUGGUGGAUGUCUUUGCUGGGGGCCACCUCAUUUGCCUGUAUGGCUACCAGACCCCCUUCAUGCAGAAAAUCCUUCCACCCACCGGCCUCUGGGCACGACUCUUUGGGCUGAAGGCCAUUAUCCUCCCCGGAGGCUGUACCCAGCCCAACAAGCUGCUGCUGGACCUCAACCACCCCUGGCCCGUCUAUGCCAAUCCAGGCAUCCUCCUGCUGCUCUCUUAUGUUUUGGCUACCUUGGUGAAGCUGCGAAGGUUGCGCUCCUCUAAACAGGGGGAUUCCGAGUCUUCAGCCUCAGAGCUUCUGGAGCUGGAAAACCGGUCAAAGGACAAAGACCACCUGCCUGAAGAUGCCAAGCCGAUGCUGGUCCAGGAUCCUGAGGCUUCUGGGGCCGAGGACCUCACCGUGCAUGAAGCCGAGGGAACCAGCCACGCAGGUGAAGCUUUGUAUUACUGGGACAAGGAGGCUGCAGCAAGACUCCCCUGCAGUUGCUCUCCCCGCUGCCCUUAA
Protobothrops mucrosquamatus (brown spotted pit viper) is the source of this 1287-nucleotide messenger RNA. Its product is annotated as piezo-type mechanosensitive ion channel component 1-like. The record is from RefSeq and is a predicted model, not a curated record. NCBI's taxonomy places the organism in Eukaryota, Metazoa, Chordata, Lepidosauria, Squamata, Viperidae. The coding region runs from base 1 to 1287 and encodes 428 amino acids. The transcript has 10 exons.